Molecule: messenger RNA, 1953 nt
Organism: Beta vulgaris subsp. vulgaris (sugar beet)
Lineage: Eukaryota; Viridiplantae; Streptophyta; Magnoliopsida; Caryophyllales; Amaranthaceae
Product: zinc finger CCCH domain-containing protein 6
Exons: 4
Coding region: 214-1686 (490 amino acids)
Molecular function (GO): metal ion binding
Source: RefSeq, a predicted model, not a curated record
UUUUUAAUCUGUAAAAAACAUCGCUCACUUCACUGUUCAUAUUGACGCAGCAACUCUUCUCUUUUCUCCUUCAAACCUUCACCAGUUCACCUUCUCUGCUCAAAUUGGAUUUUCGCUGAACGAGUUAACUGCAUUCUCGAAUCUUCCUCGGUUUCCUAUCUUCGCUGAACGAAUUACAUUUGUGCGAAGGUAAAAUUGUUGUUUAUCAGAGGAAUGCCCACAAAGAUUUGCAAUAAAGCUGAAGAUCACCCUCAGGGAAAGACAUUUUCGAUGUUGCAACAAGUUGGAAUGGGAUUUGAUGACCCCCCCUCUGGGUUUGGAGGCAAUGAAUUUUCAGAGACAUCGAGACGGACUCCUGUUCCCCAGAUUAAAUGGAAUUGUCCUCCCAUGUUUAUCUUAAAAAAUGACUGGCAUGUGGUGGCUGGUGAAUUCAGUGAAGAGAUUUGGACCCAAAAGUGCAGACAAAUGGAAGUGCUUGAAGCUGUGUAUCCCCACCCAUGUGAUGUUCCGCCAAGCCCAUCAGUUUCGCCAGGUCUGGAAAAAUGUGACUGUGAUGAUCAUAAAACCCCUGUCAUCCCGCUUAUUCCUAUUGAGGAGGAAGGUGCAGUAGAUCAUGAGUCACCACCAUGCCCUAUACAUGCAUGCUCCAAUUCAGUGGCUAUGAAACAAGAUGAUGUAGAAGUGAGGUUAGCAGAACAUAAUACUCCGGAGAAAUUAAAAGUGAUCAUCAAUGAGAAACCAAUUGGUUUAUCUACUGGUUUGGAUGCUGAUAUUGUUGCUGCGGCUUCUGCUGCCUUCACGGCCAUAAUGAAAUGCAAUGAGCAGGGAAGCCUAAUUGACACUGAUCUUCUCGUCAAAAUCCUAAGUGAUCCGAAAAUGAUUGAGGGAUUGCCAAAAGUUGUAGGGGUUUCUCUAAGUACAAAGAUAACUCCCAUCUAUGAUGCACUGAAGCUUGCAACUGCAUCGGUACCUUCUCCCACCAAAGUACAGAGCACCGUGCUCCAGAAGCCACUGGAUGAGACCUUCACCAUGCAAAACUUUGUCGAACAAAAGGUACGACUUGCUUCAGAUACAUUCUUGAUUUCUGAAACAAUCCAAGUUCCAACAUUACCCUUGUCCGAGGCAAAACCUCUACCAUCAGCACAAGCUAAUGAAUUUUCGAACCAGUCAAACUCAACAUCUUGGGCACCCAUGUCAAACCAAGAAUCUCCUUUGGAUUUACCAUCUAGGCCUGGCUAUUUACUCAAAAAUUGUCAACCUAACAUGGUCUUAUCAAUAGAGAAAGAGAACCAGAGUCUGCCGCUAGAAGUACAUCCAGUAAGGAGCUCUUCACAAAGUUCAUACUCUCCAGUGGAUGGACUCGUAGCAUCUUCUGUCUCCGUCAAGACCCCACUUGUCAAGGAUCUAAAUUACUACAAGAGCCUUAUCAAACUACAUGGAACUGAAAGUCAAGCUAGUCAGGAAGAGCAUAUACAGCAAUACAGGUUCAGAGCAUCUAAACUGACAGCAGCAUCUGGACAAGGAGAUGUGAAGGCAAAGAUACAAAGACCGUGCAAAUUUCUUAACAGCUCAAGGGGGUGCAGAAAGGGAGUAAACUGCCCUUUUCAGCAUGAUUCAUUGCUAAAGCCGCGUGCUGGAAGCAUACCAGAUACUCACAGUAGUAAGAAAUUAAAAAUCGGUAAGUAACUUACUUGAAGAAGGUAAAUAUGGCAAUUUUGCUAGAAGUAUUGUAGUCACUGAUUUACUAGGAUGUUUAAUGACUAGCUGUAUCUAGUGUUUUCUUCUUUUUCUUUGUGCUAGCUGUAUCUAGCAUUCUACUUUUCGAGUUGUCAACUUAGGCCGAAUAAAAUUGCUGGCGUUCGUUGGAGUCCGUGCAUCUUAGCUUAUUGUGCAUAGUUUUGAGGAGAAAAAGGAAUUGGAAUACUGACAGAGAAUGAUUUUUUUUCAAGGAAA